AUGUUCACAGCGGCGGUGCCGUUCCGGGAGCUGCAGUACGAGCAGCUGGCGGCACAAUACGCGGGGCGAAGCCCGGGGCUCUCCCUCCCGGCGGACGGCUCUUACCCGGGAGCUCUGUUGGCUCUCCUGCGCUCCUGUCUUCAGCAGAGGAGGACUUCGCGUCCAGACCUCCCCGCGAUGCGCGACUCCCUUCUAACCCUCAAGCGUGACCUCGACGAGAUGGAGUAUAUCAUCAUACCGGCGCGACUCUCGAGGGCGAAGCUGAACGGCAGCGCACCAAGCGCUGCCACCACCACCACCAUCACCGCCGCCACCUCGCCCACCGACUCCGACCGCCAAAGCCCCGAACAAAUGCAGCACGCGGCCGUCGUACACGAGCCGAGGAGGUCGGACGGCGGCGACGUGGAAGUUUCGAGAAGCGUCUCCUACCCCACGUACGAGAGGCUGUCCGUACCGGAGAGGUGCUUCAUAUCGGACGGGAAGCAUCAGCAACCGCCCGAGAAGGACUUCUCGAGCGCCUGCUCCACGCCCGUAGAGAAGCUGCACGCGAGGGUAAGGGAGCUGGACACGCCGGGCCUGCACAAGAGCGACUCGACGGAGUACUGCAGCAUACUCAGCCCGGAGAGCGCCAAGGACUGGAGCCAGCGCUCGGCGAGGCUGAGCGGCGGCUGCACGCCCAGGUCGUACAGGCCGCUGGACAUCCGGGUGCCGCGACUGGACCUGGACCUGGGCUCGAUCAGGGCCGCGGCGGGGGGCGGCGGCGGGCGGCCCUCGUACAACUUCGACGUGCGCAACUACAGCCUGCCCACCACGCCGAUAGCGAGGAGCAACAAGCUGAGGAAGAACGCCUGGCUCUCGGGCGAGGCGGACGCCAAAGUGGGCGACGCGACGCGUUUGUUCGACGCGACUUCGAUUAGAGGGAACGAGAAGCACGUUGAGACGCAAAACACAUCGACGGAAACCGACGCGGACUCUGAAAGCUGUUGCUCCAAGCGAUUGAGUGCACAGAGCUCCACAGGCAGUGAGAACACCGCUCGUAACAGCUACACGGGCCUUAAACGAGUGGGGCCACCGCACGAGGCCACCUGCUCGGAGCCUGCCAGCUCCUGGUCGAUGAGGUCCUCGCGUGAUGGCGCCAGCUCCAAGGUGGAGGAGGAGGCGCUGGCCCACGUGUACGUGAAGCCCCUGGUGGCCAUCCACGAGAGGUGGAUCCACGAGGCCAACAGGAAAACGGGACGCUCUUUGUCCCUGCCUGAGGAUAAUAGCGUGGCCCGCGUGACUAAUCUGGAGUUGGCGGCGCAGGAGGCAGUGGCAGUGGCAGGCGGUGAAGCCGGCGUCGCACCGCGUGGAGCCUCCGCCGCAGUCGCUGCCGCACCUGGCCCGCCCGCCGCGCACGCCGCGCCCCGCCACGGCUUUCAAUGGGACCAGUAUUGUCAGACGCGAGACAUGAUUUCGAAAAGCGUUAAUUUCGCAUUCGACCCUGAUCUCUGUAACACUUGGAAGAAAGACAGCAGUAAAGGAUCUUCGAGCACUGUGGACACGCAGAAAGAGGCCAAGGUGGACCAGGCGACCAGCACGCGCGGCAUCGAGGACUUCAUCCGCGACCUGAUCCGGAGGGAGUUCCGGCACCUCGUGCCCGAGGCGGCCGGCGACGGCGCCGCCGGCCGCGGCGAGGAGGCGCUCAGCAGCCGCGUGGCGAACCUCCUCGAGGGGCUGCGCAGCGGCGACGAGCCGAGGCGGGACAGCGUCAAGUCCUUCUCCAGGGUCAAAAUCAACGGGAACAACAAGCCGCUGCUGCAGAUCACGUUCAGCCGCAGCGGCGAGAACAGCCUCCAGGUGCUGGACAACUGCGUGAACGUGACCAUAUGCGACGGGAACGCCAAGGAGAAACCGCCGGACGAGGACACGCUGACCGCCGAAGAUCUUCACGUCAACUCGCUGAAGCGCUGCCAAGCUUUCAACGCUAUACAGGAAGCUCGCAGCACCGAAGACCUGUACAUAGACGACGACCUGUCCGCGCAGCUGCAGGAGAACUUCGGCGGGAAGGUGAAGCUGAUUCCGCUCCACGGCUCCCUGCACGAGAUCCUCUGCGAGAAGGAGGACGACUGCUGCCUCAUCAAGGUGAAGCAGGAGAACGGCUGCGACACGAUCUACUUCCGGUGCGACGGCGCCGAGCUGGAGUCGCGCGACGCGGUGGAUGGAGCACGCGAGCGGUCGCGCGACACCGUCGUGUUCAAGCGCAGCAUAUCUCUGGUCGAGGAGCGCGUGCAGCGGGUGGCGCCCAAGCAGAAGGCCGCGCCCAGGCGCCGCCCCGAGUCCGAGGGCUUCCCGAGGAUGCGCCAGGAGGCGCGCGCGCUCAGCGCCAGCAGCCCCUCGCUGGCGGGCCCCGCCGGCCCGGCCGACGUGGAGGUGAACAUAGAGAGCGUGCUCUGCUACCAGGACUCCUCGUCGGACGAGUGCCUCGAGCGCCUCGAGCGCCUCGAAAGGCAGGACGACGAGUUCGAGCUGCUCGAGCGGCAGAUCGAGGCGGGCCUCGCCUGCGCCGACCCGCCGCCGCUGGGCUGCGGCUGCCUGGAGAAGAUAUCGGAGGAGAACCUGUCGAUCGUCAACGAGGAGGCCGACAGGAAU
This is a messenger RNA of Iphiclides podalirius (scarce swallowtail), 2628 nucleotides long. Lineage: Eukaryota; Metazoa; Arthropoda; Insecta; Lepidoptera; Papilionidae. The record is from the annotation of a GenBank genome assembly.